Mesorhabditis spiculigera is the source of this 981-nucleotide messenger RNA. NCBI's taxonomy places the organism in Eukaryota, Metazoa, Nematoda, Chromadorea, Rhabditida, Rhabditidae. The record is from the annotation of a GenBank genome assembly.
AUGGCGCAAGUGAGCGACAAUGAGCCCUCCAAAUCGUCGAACAGCGCGAGCAGCAGCGGGAGCACGGCCACGAUGAGCGUCGGCUACGACCCGGUGUGGCCACCAAUUACUAUCGACCUGUUGGACGGGGAGUACAUGCACGACCUCAAGGGGCCGAACCAGUCCAGGAAGACGCUCACCGAGUUUGCGAACGCGAUGACGGACAGCGACGUCUGGCAAUGUGUUCUUCCACUACACCACCGUCAUUCAACGGGAUCCGCGCAAGUGAAGCACCCGACCGCCGACCACGACUACUACCACGCGAGCUACGUGGCCGGUUACCGCGCACAGGCGUACAUCUUGGCCCAGUCGCCGAUGCCGCACAACGCCGAGCAGUGGUGGCAUAUGAUUUGGCAGGAGAAGGUGCCCGUCAUCAUCAACAUGGUGCCGCUGGAUGGGGUGGCUUGCCCCCGUUACUUGCCGAUAAACACGGAGAAGGCGCUGACGUUCGGCCCGUUCACGAUCGAGGCGAGCAGCCAUGAGUGUGUGCGUGGCCACUACUGCGCCACCAACAUACACGUGGCCAAGGACGGGAAGGAGUGGCGCCAUUUGCUGCACGUCAUCUGCCACGACUGGGAUACGCGGCUCGGGGGUUGGUCGAGGAGGCCGAGGGGGGUCGGCUGGCUGAACCGUGAGGACAAGUCGCCGAUUCUCGUCUCGUGCCACACCGGGGUGAACCGCUCGGCGACGCUGGUCGCGCUCGACAUUCUGUGCAAGAGGCUCGAAGAGUCGAUCGACGACCCGGAUGGCCCGCUCAUCGACGUCGAGAACACGGUGCUCAAGCUGCGCACGCAACGCGCCAUGGCUGUUCAGCGCCCCGAGCAGUACCUCUUUCUCCACCUGGCCGCCUUUGAAUUCGCGCUGCGCAGGCGCAUGCUGCGCGAUGAGGACGCCCAGGUGGGCGCCAUCAGCGCCUUCAAGCUGGAAAUUACGGAAGACGCC